Formica exsecta is the source of this 1080-nucleotide messenger RNA. RefSeq names its product solute carrier family 25 member 35-like. Bases 96 to 1037 code for a protein of 313 amino acids. The record is from RefSeq and is a predicted model, not a curated record. The transcript is spliced from 5 exons. Lineage: Eukaryota; Metazoa; Arthropoda; Insecta; Hymenoptera; Formicidae.
GAUAUAUGUAAGCCGUAUGUUGUGUUUGCGAGAUUGCGUGCGUGAUACAUAACGUGAAAAGCUGGAUAUCCACUCUAUCCAUUUCCUUCCGAGAAAUGAGCACAUCCAACAGCGAUAAAAAAACGCCGGGUGUGGAAUUCGCGAUCGGCGCCUUGGCGGCUGUAGGCGCUGGCUUCUUCACGAACCCCGUGGAUGUAGUGAAGGUACGACUGCAGUUGCAGGGUGAACUGGAAGCGCGCGGUUCGUACAAGAGGAUAUACAAAAACACUGCGCACGCGGCAUAUCUCAUAGCCAAGCACGAGGGCGCGCUUGCCCUGCAGGCCGGUCUCGUACCCGCCCUCGCUUUCCAAGUCGUGCUCAACGGUAUUCGUUUGGGCGCGUACAAAUCCGCACAGAGAUACGAAUUGAUCGUCGACGCGCAAGGCAACACCGAUGUCCUGCGGACCGCUUUGGUGUCCGGCGUCGCCGGUUGCGUCGGCGCCGCGCUCGGCAGUCCAUUCUACUUGGUCAAGACGCAGUUACAAGCGCAAUCUGCGACAUCCAUUGCCGUGGGCUAUCAGCACAGUCAUUCGGGAUCGUGGGACGCUUUUAAAUCUCUGUGGGCGGAAGGCGGUGUCCGGGGACUAUAUCGAGGAUGGCAGGCCGGAUUGCCGCGCCUGUUCGUCGGCUCGUCGACGCAGUUGACUACCUUCGGAUUAGCGUCCGAUUGGUUACGCUCGCUGGAUAUAUUUCCAGAUCGUCCGAUAUUGUUGACCUUCUUGGCCGCCGCAAUCGGAGGCAGUUGCGUAGCCGUUGCCAUGCAGCCGUUCGAUGUUCUGGCGACACGGUUGUACAAUCAACAGACAGACGCAACCGGGAAGGGUGCCUUGUAUAAAGGACUCGGAGAUGCGCUUAUCAAGAUAUUUCGUACAGAGGGUUUGACCGGCCUAUACAAAGGAACGUUUCCAACAUGGAUGAGAAUAGCGCCGCAUACGGUUUUGUGCUUGGUAUUUUAUGAGAAACUGGAUCAAUUAUACGAUAAGCUUAGAAUACGAUGAGUACUAGUGUAUUUUGGAAAAAAUAAAUUAUAUAUUUACUCUA